UACUGUAACCUUAAUUUAUUUUAUCUAAAAAGAAAUACACACAGAAUGGCGAAUUUCACGCUUUCUCUCCACUCCCCCGGUCUAGAAAAUUAAAAAUAAGAAGGAUUUUUAGAAACGCUGACAGACGGAUAGUAAACUUGAAAGCAUCAGAUUUUACUCCGCCUGGCGAUUACACAUCUCCCCAGUUUUCGCCACGCUACAGGCGGCUCAUCCAUCCUCCUCCACGCUUCGCUUCGCUAUACACACACUUUGAUUUUCUCGUUUUCUAACCAAUUACACACCUUAUUUUAGCAAUUCGAAUUCCCGAGAUAUCCCAUCCGAUAUUUAACUCUCAAUUCUACAACGGUUAGAUUUUAGGGUCGUUUCCGCACUCUACAUUUCUUAUGGAAGAGAAAGUUAUUGUUUACGUUGAGGAUCUUUGAAGACAACUUUGUUUCUGUUUUAUAUGCGAAGUUUUUGUUUGGUGUUGAUUAGAGUUGGAGGAAUUGUUUGUUUGUUUGUUUGUGUAUUGAUUGAGUUAUCUACUGGUGGUGAUCGGCGUAGAUAGUUAUAUUUUUUUUUGACAUGGUUAGUGGAAAUUUAUUUCACCGUAGAAAGCAUUCUUGGCCGACUGAAGAGUAUAUCAGCAGAACAACUUUGCAGUUGUUUGAUUUUGAUAGUGCUGCCCCACCAGAGCAAGCUUGGAGAAGGAGAUUAAACAGCCAUGCUAAUCGUCUCAAAGAGUUCAGUGUUACAUUUGCUGAAGCAAUUAAAAUGGUUCGACUUGGUAUACGGCUAUGGUCCUAUAUCAGGGAAGAGGCCUCUCAUGGAAGGAAAGCACCUAUUGAUCCUUUCACCCGAAUAAGCUGUAAGCCAUCAGCAUCACAAGGAGUUCCUCUCGGGGGAAUGGGGAGUGGUAGUAUAUUGAGAGGUUUUAGAGGCGAGUUCAGGCAAUGGCAGAUUACUCCUGGUAUAUGUGAAGCUUCACCUAUCAUGGCCAAUCAGUUUUCUAUUUUUAUAUCUCGAGAUGGAGGAAACAAACAUUAUGCAUCUGUGUUGGCACCGGGCCAACAUGAAGGUUUAGGAAAAGCUGGUGAUCAGGGAAUAUCAUCUUGGGGCUGGAAUCUAAGUGGUCAGCAUUCCACCUACCAUGCACUAUUCCCAAGAGCAUGGACUUUAUAUGAUGGUGAACCUGAUCCAGAAUUAAAAAUAUCUUCUCGGCAGAUAUCGCCAUUCAUACCUCAUAACUAUAGAGAUAGUAGUCUUCCUACAGCUGUUUUUGUUUACACGUUGGUAAACACUGGGAAGGAAAGGGCAAAUGUAAGCCUUCUUUUUACAUGGGCGAACUCAAUUGGAGGACUGUCACACCUGUCAGGAGAUCAUGUCAAUGAACCCUUCAUAGGCGAAGAUGGAGUCUCUGGUGUACUUUUACAUCACAAGACUGCAAACGGGAACCCUCCUGUAACUUUUGCGAUAGCUGCAUGCAAAACCCAAAGUGUAAAUGUUACUGUUCUUCCUUGUUUUGGGCUAUCAGAAGGAAGUCAAAUUACAGCUAAGGAUGUCUGGGGUAGCGUAUGGCAGGACAGGCAAUUUGAUCAGGAAAAUUUCAGUUCUGGGCCAAGCGUGCCAUCAGCACUUGGGGAAAUGCAUUGCGCUGCAGUGGCGGCUUCUGCAUGGGUGGAACCUCAUGGAAAGUGCACUGUUGCAUUUGCUCUUGCUUGGUCUUCUCCAAAAGUAAAAUUUUCAAAGGGAAGUGUGUAUCAUAGGAGAUACACAAAAUUCUAUGGCACUUCUGAAAAUGCAGCUCAGGACUUGGUGCAUGAUGCUCUGAUGAAUUAUAAGCUCUGGGAAGAAGAUAUUGAGAGAUGGCAGAGUCCUAUCCUCAAGGAUGAAAAGCUACCAGAAUGGUACAAGUUCACAUUAUUUAAUGAGCUCUACUUUUUGGUCGCUGGUGGAACAAUCUGGAUUGACUCUCGUUUGCCCCCUUCAAACAGGAGAAAUGAGAGAAAAGAAGAGGGCACAGAUGUCAGAGUUAUUGAAUCUGAAGUUUCUAGUGUUGGAGUAAAUCAUACUACAAGAAGUAGCUUUCUAUGUGAAGAUGAACCAACAGUUAAUCAGAAUGGAAACAGUUACCACUCCCAAGACUCUUUCACAUUGUUGGAUUCACGAACAGACAUUGAUGAUGUUGGUAGGUUUUUGUACUUGGAAGGAGUGGAGUAUGUUAUGUGGUGCACAUAUGAUGUACAUUUCUAUGCGUCUUUUGCCCUCCUUCAGUUGUUCCCAAAGAUUGAACUUAACAUUCAGCGUGAGUUUGCAAAAGCAGUGUUAUCUGAGGAUGGAAGAAAAGUUAAGUUCCUUGCAGAGGGUAACACAGGAAUUCGGAAGGUUAGAGGAGCUGUUCCUCAUGAUUUGGGGACACAUGAUCCAUGGAAUGAGAUGAAUGCGUAUAAUAUACAUGAUACAAGCAAAUGGAAGGAUCUGAAUCCAAAGUUUGUGCUACAGGUGUACAGAGAUUUUGCUGCAACAGGUGAUAUGAUCCGGAUGUUACAUGAUAUGUCAUUCAGAGUUGAUGUGUGGCCUUCUAUCCGAGCAACAAUGGAGUACAUGGAGCAAUUUGAUAGAGAUGGUGAUUGUCUCAUUGAAAACGGUGGACUCCCUGACCAAACCUAUGAUACAUGGACGGUUCAUGGUGUUAGUGCUUAUUGUGGCUGCUUAUGGCUUGCUGCAGCUGCAAUGGCCCUUAAACUAGGUGACAAGCCCUUUGCUGAACUGUGCAGAAGCAAAUAUUUGAAGGCAAAAUCAGUUUUUGAAGAAAAACUAUGGAAUGGUACUUAUUAUAACUAUGAUAGUGGGUCAAGUAGUAACAGUAAAUCUAUACAAGCUGAUCAGCUCGCUGGGCAAUGGUACACAGCGUCCUCAGGCCUGCCUCCACUUGAUGAAAAUAGAAUCAGAAGCUCACUUCAGAAAUUUUAUGAUUUCAAUGUAAUGAAAAUUAAGGGAGGCAAGAUGGGUGCUGUAAAUGAAAUGCAUCCUAAUGGGAGGGUGGAUGAAACUUGCAUGCAGUCACGUGAAAUAUGGACAGGUGUAACCUAUGGUGUGGCAGCUGCAAUGAUCCUUGCUGGAAUGGAGAAUGAGGCCUUCACUACAGCUCAAGGCAUUUUUACUGCAGGCUGGUCAGAAGAGGGUUAUGGAUACUGGUUCCAGACUCCAGAGGCAUGGACUAUUGAUGGCCACUUCAGGUCGCUUAUAUAUAUGAGACCUCUCUCAAUAUGGGGUAUGCAAUGGGCACUAUCUAUGCCUAGAGCUGUUCUUGAGGCCCCUAAGAUCAAUGUAAUGGACAGAAUACACAUAUCCUCCUCUAGUGGAAGAUUUUCUUGCAAUGAAAUGGGAGUCAAACGGAUUGCACAUAAAGCAAAUUUUUUUGGGAAUUCAGCGUUCACUUGUUCAUAGAAAUUUUUCUUUUAUAGACAAGCAAUAAAAGACUGAGUUAUAAUGUAAAUAGCCCAUGGAGUUACCAAAUAUCAUGAAUCUUUUCACUGUUUUUAGUUUCUGCUGCUUAAAUUUUGUGACAUGCUACUGGAAAAUUGAAAAUGGGUAACACUAUUGUUAAUUUGUGUGGACAUUUUUAUUUAAUCUAGUACGUCCCGGAAAUGUUGAAGUCUACCUUACAUGUUUCAAAGGCAAUUCUUGAAGAGAUUUGUAGGUUUUGUGGACCGUCUCUCCUUGUAAUGAAAUUAUGGUGCUUUUGUUAUUGUAAUUUCAAGAGAACAUUUUUCAAGUAAUAUCUGAAUUAUUUUA
Messenger RNA from Mangifera indica (mango), 3777 nucleotides. Its product is annotated as non-lysosomal glucosylceramidase-like. Gene Ontology annotation, biological process: glucosylceramide catabolic process; carbohydrate metabolic process. Gene Ontology annotation, molecular function: glucosylceramidase activity; beta-glucosidase activity. The record is from RefSeq and is a predicted model, not a curated record. Gene Ontology annotation, cellular component: membrane. The coding region runs from base 565 to 3429 and encodes 954 amino acids. The transcript has 19 exons. Lineage: Eukaryota; Viridiplantae; Streptophyta; Magnoliopsida; Sapindales; Anacardiaceae.